AGAGAGAGAGAGAGAGAGAGAGAGAGAGAGAGAGAGAGAGAGAAACAGUUAGACGGGUAGGGUUCAUUUACUACAAACCUAACUUCGCUAGGAUCUGAAGUCUUGACUCCGCGGCGUUCGCGCGUUCAUACCUUCAGCGCCACGAAGUGACCGCGAUCUUCAGCUCGAGACGGCGCCCGCGCGCAAGACAGACAGAGAGGGAGAGACGCUGUGUGUCGUUACUUAUUCCUGGUUUUCGUGCACUUUGCGCCCGUGUCUAAUGGAGGGCCCCGUGCGGAUUUGCCAUCAGGAAAAUGUGUUUUACUUCUAGCGCGUACGGCUGGUCGCAGCUUUUGCCCUCCCGUAAGAGAAAGAAGAACAUACUUUGAAAGAACAGAAGGGUGUGGACUGUGUGUGAAAGGGGUGUGUGUCAGGCCCCUCGUUAGCGCGCCAAGGUGAAACGGCGUCAUGGAGGACAGUGGCUUGAGAUUACUGUCGGCAGUGCUGUGUGUUUGCCAUACCCUGCUUCUAAACUGCCCAUCUGUAUUUUGUCUCUCUUUUCGCGAGGAGCCUGUAUCUGUGGUGCAGAAGCAGGGCGAUGCAGUCCACCUUCGCUGCACGGCGCGUCCCACCACCGCCAGCAUAAGCUGGCUGUUUCAGGGCCGGCCCUUAGACCCUGCCCACCAGCCCGGUGUGGAAAUCACUCCAGGCUCCCUCUCGCUGCCCUCCCUCCAACCGGCUCUCACGGGUUCUUACCAGUGUGUUGCUCAAUCUGAGACGGGUUCUAUCGUCAGCGGGCAUGCACGGGUACUUAUUGCAAGUAUUGAACAGUUUGCAGAGACCCAUCGGCGGUCUAUAACAGUUAAUAAAGGAGACACUGCCAUUAUCGAAUGCCUUCUCCCUCACAGUAAUCCACACGCUCUCCCACGCUACCGAAUACGUGGAAAAUGGCUAGAACAGUCCUCAGAUGAGUAUUUAAUUCUGCCCUCCGGGAACCUUCAAAUCAACUCGGUGUCUGUAGAGCAUCAGGGCAUGUACAAGUGCGGUGCAUAUAAUCCUCUUACCAGAGAGUCUCAAGUUGAGGCCCAUGGCACUAAACUCAUAGUCAAAGAUCCUGAAAGCCCUUCUCCUGUAAGGAUUGUCUAUCCCAUCACCCCUCAAAAUGUGACAGUGGAACAGUCUGGGUCUCUUACUCUUGAGUGUGUGAUAUCAGGAAGUCCUUCUUCAAAGGUCAGAUGGACUAAAGAUGGGGCGGCGCUGCCACUGAGCUCCAAACGGAUGUUGUUGCAUAGCAACCUGGUGUUGAAUGACAUUCACCUAAGUGAUAGAGGCCAUUAUUGCUGCUCUGUUCAGACUGACCAUGGAGUUGUGGUCAGUGUCAACUACACUGUAAAUGUGCUUGAGAAUGUGAGCGUACUGCGAGGUUUGUCAGACCAGACUGUAACUGUGGGCUCGCCUGUGCAAUUUACCUGUGCUGCCAGCGGUUACCCCACCCCCAACAUCACAUGGCUGCUUAACACCGCCCCUCUUUCUUCCUCACCCCGCCUCCGAAUCUCUGGCUCCUCCCUUCAUAUAUCUUCUGUAACAGCUGAAGAUCUGGGAAUCUACCAGUGUCUCCUCGACAAUGGGAUUAGCUCUGUCCAAUCAGCAGGCAGACUCAGUUUCCAAUUAGACGCUCAGUCUAAAUCCUUGAUCCCUGGAGUUUCUGUGGAGACGCAGCCGUCCGUCCACCCUAUACAGAGUGAUGAGGGUGAUGAACUGUUGCUUACUCGGAGCGAGAAGGUGCUUGGAAAUACGCCCACCGAGAGAAUCAGUGACAAACCUACACCCGAAGCACCGAUCAUAAUCAGCCCACCUCAGACGCAUAAACCCAACAUGUAUGAUCUAGAAUGGCGAGCUGGUCGAGACUGGGGCAUUCCCAUUAAUGCCUACUUCGUAAAAUACCGCAAGGUGGACGACAUGGGGAACGUGGUGGGUAAUUGGCAUACAGUGCGCGUGCCAGGCAGCGAAAAGUCUUUGCCGUUGUCUGAGCUGGAGCCGUCCAGCUUGUAUGAGGUUCUGAUGGUGGCCCGCAGUGCUGCAGGAGAGGGUCAACCUGCCAUGCUUACGUUUCGUACCGGAAAGGAGAGGAGCUCUCCCAACAAAAACCCCUCCAAGGCUCCAUUUGUGUCCCUUCCAGAGAAAACACCGGAAGAUAAAACCUCUAACACACAUUUUGGAGUCGUCAUACAUGACAGAGUACCUGAGGCCCCGGACCGUCCAACUAUCUCAAUGGCAACAGAAAGCUCAGUCUAUGUCACAUGGAUCCCGCGAGCCAACGGUGGUUCUCCAAUCACAGCCUUUCGUGUGGAAUACAGAAAGCAGGGUCGCAGUGGUGACUGGAUUGUGGCGGCUGAUAAUAUCUCGCCCCUUAAACUUUCAGUGGAAGUCCGCAACCUGGAGCCAGGUUCCACAUACCGCUUCCGUGUCAUUGCCAUGAACAACUACGGUGAAAGCCCCGCUAGCGCCACCUCCAGGCCGUAUCAGGUGUCCCUGUCAAAUCCACCUGUGUCAAACCGCCCAGUCGCAGGCCCUCACAUCUCAUCCACGGAUGCUGUCAGUGACACGCAGAUCAUGCUCCGCUGGACUUACACCCCCUCCAGUAACAACAACACCCCCAUCCAGGGCUUCUACAUCUACUACCGGCCCACAGACAGCGACAAUGACAGUGAUUAUAAAAGAGAUGUGGUGGAAGGCUUCAAGUUUUGGCACAUGAUUGGUCAGCUCCAACCCGAGACGUCCUACGACAUCAAGAUGCAGUGUUUUAAUGACGGCGGCGAGAGCGAGUACAGUAACGUCAUGAUCUGCGAGACCAAAGCCCGUCAGCCUCCAGGUGUGCCCAGUCAGCGCCCUAUCACUCCCCCGGGCAUGUACCCACAGGAUACACCCAGUCAGCCGGGCGGUCUCCUCUACCUGAUCGUGGGCUGUGUUCUGGGCGUCAUGGUGCUUAUUUUACUGGUCUUUAUCGUCAUGUGCUUGUGGAGGAACCGUCAGCAAAACAGCCUGCAUAAAUACGACCCUCCAAGUUACCUGUACCAGUCUGCCGAGAUGAACGGCCAUGUUCUGGAAUAUUCCACCCUGCCGGGCUCCGGUCACGUAAAUGGAAGCUUACGCUCGGGAUGUGGACACAACGCUCCCAUGAUGCCCCAGGCCUGCCAUCACCUCCAUCACAAACUGCCCAAUGGACUGGCACUGCUGAAUGGAUCGGGAGGCCUCUACCCAUCUGGGGGCCAUCCUCACACACAUGAGACCACCCUUCCUCACAACACCAUGGAGUACGAUCACCCGCACCCUCACCAUCUUCAUAACGGCGGAGGGAUGUACACGGCUCUUCCCCAGAACGAUUCGUCCGACUGCAUGAGCUGUCAAAACUUCUGCAACAACAACAGGUGUUACACGAAAACCAACGGCACUUUCUCGGGCGGCACUCUCCCUGUAAUGCACCGCGUGGCGGCGCGCCAACCCGACGGACUCGAACUGUUGCCGCUCAACCCCGCUCUGUCUCGCUGCCAGGGACGUGACAGCCCACAGCUCAAAGGCACCCAUGAGAGAGAUUCAGUCCAAGAGGUGGAAGAGGUCAAAGCUCCGCCCCCUUCCCAGAAGUCCCCUUGUCAGCCUGUGGAAACAAAGUCCAGCGUAGAGCAGCAGAGAGGAGGUCAGCACGUGCAGAUGGAAGACUCAGAGGGUCCCGUGGUGUGUUGGCAACAGCUGGGACUGUCCGACCUGGACUGUAAAGAUAAAACAGUCUGGAUCUCUACUGGAAACCUGACUGGAGAUUUCAUUCAACCUACAGCGCAGGAGAUCUGAAUACACAUUUGUGGUAGAGAUCGAGAGAUUGUGGGAACGGACGAUAAGGAAUGUCCAGUGACGGGACGGUCAGAGACAUUGUGUGGGCUAAACCGAACACUUACCUGACUGCGCACCAAAAACUGAUGAGGGAAAAGCGUAUGGAAAUAAACAGAGACUUUAUAAAAGCAUGGAUUGUGGUUGAAAUGGACUCAAAGGCAGAAACGUCCCCGUUUGAGGGUUGACUUUCAAAAGCAAAAAACUCUUUAGAUGACUUAUUUAUUUUUUUGUAGUAGUAAAAUAUUAUUUCAUAUGAAUGUAUCUGUUGUAAGAAAAAAGUUUGUCUUUUAUAUUAUUUAUGCCGUUUUUUGAUGAGAUACUUUUUAUUUUUUUGUUGCUUAUUUGACUAUAUUUUUUGUUUAUGUUCCACACAGUGUGGAGUUUAGCCAUUGUAUGUGUAAAAUUUUGUAAUAAUAUAAAGAGAAGAUAAAAGUA
Misgurnus anguillicaudatus (oriental weatherfish) is the source of this 4299-nucleotide messenger RNA. NCBI's taxonomy places the organism in Eukaryota, Metazoa, Chordata, Actinopteri, Cypriniformes, Cobitidae. The record is from RefSeq and is a predicted model, not a curated record.